Molecule: messenger RNA, 1191 nt
Organism: Kwoniella shivajii
Lineage: Eukaryota; Fungi; Basidiomycota; Tremellomycetes; Tremellales; Cryptococcaceae
Exons: 2
Coding region: 1-1191 (396 amino acids)
Source: RefSeq, a predicted model, not a curated record
AUGGCGCCAAAGUCGAAGUCAACAGCAUCAUCAACGGGAGGUAAACGAAAGCGACCCGAAGUGAAAGAUGAAGUAGAGGACACAAGCAGUGGAGAUGAUUUUGAGGAUGAAGAUGAGCAAGACUCUCUUUCGGAUCACUAUGAAAGCCCUCCCACCAAAACAAAGAAGACAAAUGGGAAGUCAAAGACAACUCCCACUAAACCGAGCGGAAAGAAAACCCCCAAAUCCAGCUCGAAAUCAUCAUCUUCUACAAAAGCUAAAUCCGAUACCAAGGAGAGCACCAAACCCGAACCCAAGGGAAAAUCAUCUGCCAAGGCCAAAACAGCGGCUCAACCUACCAAAUCUCGCCAGAAGCUGAAAGAUAAUUCUGCUUUACUUAAAUACCUUCUUUCAGACGAAGCGUUAGACUAUGCCAAUCCUUCCCCUAAACAUGGAUAUGGUGAAGCUGAUUGGGCUUCACACACUUCUCCUUCUAAUCCCAAAACAGCUCCUGAACCACUGCCUAAACCAUCCGCAUCAAAAUCCGAUCAAGUCAAAUCAGAGACUGAACAUCCUGCAAUGAAAAAAGGAAUUAGAUAUCCACAUUCACCAAUGACACCCUUUCAAACUUUAGUCUGUUGUUUGAUUUUAUCGAAACCGUUAUCGCACAAGCUGGGUAUAAGGACGAUAUCAACGUUACUGAAUCCGCCUUAUAAUUUCGGUGAAUUCAGCGUAUUGGAAGAAGCUGAUGAGACUAGGUGUCUCGAGGCUUUAUGGAAAGCUCGUACUCAACACAAAGAGAAAACAGCGGUACAAUUCGGAGAUUUAGUUGAUGGUGUCAGGGGUUUAAAUGGUGAAGGUGAAGAAGAUUCUUUGAAUGGAAUCAAAAGAGCUAUAGAAGGGUUGCCGGUCGAUCAAGCCCAAAAACGGGUGGGUGAUAUGCUAAGAUCAAUCAAGUACAUCGGUCCAGUUGGCGUGGGUAUCUUUCUAAGGAGAAUACAAGGUCAAUGGAAAGAAGUUUUCCCUUAUGUGGAUGAAAGAUGUCUAGGUGCUGCAAAAGCCAUUGGUCUAAUAGGUGAAAAUGAAGGUGCAGAAGAAAUGGGUAAAUUAGCAGGAGGAGAUGGGGCGAAUUUGGUCAGGUUGUUAGAUACCCUGAUUGGUUUAGAUCUGGAGAAAGGAAAAUUAGACGAAGUGGCCGAGAGAUACUCGUAA